Diatraea saccharalis (sugarcane borer) is the source of this 567-nucleotide messenger RNA. The record is from the annotation of a GenBank genome assembly. Lineage: Eukaryota; Metazoa; Arthropoda; Insecta; Lepidoptera; Crambidae.
AUGCAUCAAGCUUGUCCGUCGUUUAAAAUUCCAAGCGUGGAUACACUUAAAGCCCAAUUCGAUGCUUUUUUCAGUACCAUGCAUUUGAAAUUUGAAAACAUAUUUGACAAUAUUUCUCACUUGGCAUUAACCUGUGAUAUUUGGAGUGAGAUGAUGACUGUUACCAGUUAUUUAGGGGUUACUGCUCAUUAUUUGCAUGAUGACAGACUUGUAUCGCGUUGCAUAGCUGUUGCACUGGAUCAACGGCAUACUGGUGACUACAUAGCUGACAAAUUAAGAGAAAUUUGUGCAGGUAUGCACAUCAGCCUGGAAAAAAUAACUGCUGUAGUUACGGACAACGGCUCAAACAUGACAGCAGGCAUAGCUAAUUUUCUAGAAAAAAAUAAGCACUUGCCUUGCUUUGCUCAUACAAUCAAUCUUAUCGCUGAAUCUGCAAUGUCAGUCAAUGAUUUCAGUUCAUUAGUAAGCAAAGUACGAGACAUCGUCAAAUUUUUCAAGAGCAGUGUAAUUCUCAGCGACUCUUUACGUCAAAAGCAAACUGGCUCUCAACCUCUCAAACUGAUUUAG